Miscanthus lutarioriparius is the source of this 483-nucleotide messenger RNA. The record is from the annotation of a GenBank genome assembly. NCBI's taxonomy places the organism in Eukaryota, Viridiplantae, Streptophyta, Magnoliopsida, Poales, Poaceae.
AUGGCGAUGCCUAAUGAUCUGAGUGGAAUUCCACCUCGUCCUUGUGGCCAAGCAGACAUUCCAGAAUGGACUGGGAAGCCUUCAUCGCCUUAUGAUGAUGAUCCACGCACACUGAGGUUUCUUGGAGAACCUAUUCUGCUUCCAGGAAGUACUGAAGAUCCUGAUGGUGCUUCCAUUGGAAAAGGGAGGCAAGAUGACUGCAACUGUGAGUCCCUAGGUUCCAUUGAUUGUGUCAGGUUUCAUGUGGCAGGAAAAAAGAUCAAACUGAAGCAUGAGCUGGGCUCAGCAUACAUUGAAAUGGGGUUUCAUAGGAUCGGGGAAGAUUUAGCACUAACAUGGACAAAGGACGAGGAGAGGAAAUUCAACACCACUAUCCAGGAUAGCUUGCCUUCAUCUACGAACAAGUUCUGGGACAAGUUGCUUGCCGUCUUGCAUGACAAAGGCAGAGAAGGCCUUGUGAGCUAUUACCACAAUGUUUUCUAG